This is a messenger RNA of Strongylus vulgaris, 420 nucleotides long. The record is from the annotation of a GenBank genome assembly. Lineage: Eukaryota; Metazoa; Nematoda; Chromadorea; Rhabditida; Strongylidae.
CGCCUUGUCGCUAUGUGACUACUCGACAGCACUUAUGGCCAGUUUGCGUUUGAACGAUACUAAAUUAAUACAACAGACUAUGGAAAGCACAGAACUGAACCAAGUUGCACUUGUCGUACAAGCACUGCCCAUCAACUACGCGGAAAAGUUAUUGAAAUGGAUGGCAGAUGGACAGGUGGUGGCCAACUCACCACAUGUACACUUUUACAUGAUCUGGUUGCGACAUAUCCUAAAUGUGCAUGGGAUGCGCUUAAAAGGAAGAACAGAUGUAGCUAUACUUACUGGAAUACAGCAGAUAGUAGCGCAUCAUACCCAGUUGAUAUCAAAGUUGGCUGAUCAAAACAAGUUUGCAUUGCGGUACAUCCUAGCUGCACGUAAACAGAAAGCAAAUCGGAAUGUGGAGAGCAUGGAAUGUUGAUU